GAGUCAAAGUCGGAAGUAUUUGAUCUUCAUUGAUUUUCUGCGUCAGUGCUCCUACCUGCUCCACCUUAUCGAUGGCUUCAUUGGUGUGCCCGUUCUACCAGCCCGCUAAACUGGACAAAGCCGUCUCUUCUCUGGAUUGGCUCCUGGGUAACUGGGAAUCAGUCGAGCCCGGAAAGGGGUCCUACCCCAGCCUGAAGGACUUCCGCUACACGGAGGAUCUUCACUUCGCCCAAAUGGGACAGCCCAUCAUCAACUUUAUGUUCAAUGCCUCCGAUGCAGAGACGAAGAAGAUACUUCACAGGGAGUGUGGCUUCAUCCGAAUGCAGACGGGCACCAACCGAGUGGCGUUCAUCAUCGCACAGAACUCUGGACUGGUGGAGGUUGAGGAGGGGGAGCUGGUGGGAAAGAAGCUGAGCCUACAUACACAAGCUCUGGCCAGGCCAUCGUUUGCCAAGGAGCCCCACGUCAAGGAGGUCUCCAGAGUGUUCCAGCUCCAACCAGACGGGAAGCUGGAGCAGACGCUUUCCAUGUCAACGGACAAGCAGCCAAUGACGCAGCAUCUGCACAUCACCUACAGUCGCUUGGCUUGAAGCAGAUUGGUUCUAAAAGGAACGCCGCCUUCUGUGUUGGUGCUAAACGAAAAAAAAAAA
This is a messenger RNA of Gadus morhua (Atlantic cod), 650 nucleotides long. RefSeq names its product THAP domain-containing protein 4-like. The record is from RefSeq and is a predicted model, not a curated record. Lineage: Eukaryota; Metazoa; Chordata; Actinopteri; Gadiformes; Gadidae. The transcript has 5 exons. The coding region runs from base 72 to 590 and encodes 172 amino acids.